This is a messenger RNA of Mirounga angustirostris (Northern elephant seal), 2289 nucleotides long. RefSeq names its product prolyl 4-hydroxylase subunit alpha 3 (gene P4HA3). Gene Ontology annotation, cellular component: endoplasmic reticulum. Gene Ontology annotation, biological process: peptidyl-proline hydroxylation to 4-hydroxy-L-proline. NCBI's taxonomy places the organism in Eukaryota, Metazoa, Chordata, Mammalia, Carnivora, Phocidae. Gene Ontology annotation, molecular function: procollagen-proline 4-dioxygenase activity; L-ascorbic acid binding; iron ion binding. Bases 41 to 1456 code for a protein of 471 amino acids. The record is from RefSeq and is a predicted model, not a curated record. The transcript has 10 exons.
CUGGCCCGACUGUCCAAGGGGACGCGCGCGAGAGCCGACGAUGGGCCCCGCGGCGGGGCUGGCGGCGCUGCUGGCGGUGCUGGCGCUCCGGGCAGGGGACCCGGCAGGGGCCGCGGCGCGGGGGGACACGUUCUCGGCGCUGACCAGCGUGGCGCGCGCCCUGGCGCCCGAGCGCCGGCUGCUGGGGCUGCUGCGGCGCUACCUGCGCGGGGAGGAGGCGCGGCUGCGCGACCUGACCAGAUUCUAUGACAAGGUGCUUUCUUUGCACGAGGAUUCCGCAACCCCUGUGUCUAACCCUCUGCUUGCAUUUACUCUCAUCAAACGCCUACAGUCUGACUGGAGGAAUGUAGUACAUAGUCUGGAGGCCAGUGAGAACAUCCGAGCUCUGAAGGAUGGUUAUGAGAAGGUGGAGCAGGACCUGCCAGCCUUUGAGGACGUUGAGGGAGCAGCAAGGGCCCUGAUGCGGCUGCAGGAUGUGUACAUGCUCAACGUGAAGGGCCUGGCCCGGGGCGUCUUCCAGAGAGUCGUUGGCUCCGCCGUCACUGACCUGUACAGCCCCAGACGGCUCUUCUCCCUCACAGCAGAUGACUGCUUCCAAGUUGGCAAGGUGGCCUAUGACAUGGGGGAUUACUACCAUGCCAUUCCAUGGCUGGAGGAGGCUGUCAGUCUCUUCCGAGGAUCUUAUGGAGAAUGGAAGACAGAGGAUGAGGCAAGUCUAGAGGAUGCCUUGGAUCACUUGGCCUUUGCCUACUUCCAGGCCGGCAAUGUUUCGUGCGCCCUCAGCCUCUCCCGAGAGUUUCUCCUCUACAGCCCAGAUAAUAAGAGGAUGGCCAGGAAUGUGUUGAAAUACGAAAAGCUUUUGGCAGAGAGCCCCAACCAGGUGGUAGCUGAGGCUGUUAUCCAGAGGCCCAACGUACCCCACUUGCAGACCAGAGACACCUACGAGGGGUUAUGUCAGACCCUGGGAUCCCAGCCUACUCACUACCAGAUCCCUAGCCUCUACUGUUCAUAUGAGACAAAUUCGAGCCCCUACCUGCAGCUCCAGCCCGUCCGGAAGGAGGUCAUCCACCUGGAGCCCUAUGUUGUUCUCUACCAUGACUUUGUCAGUGACGUGGAGGCUCAGAAAAUUAGAGGGCUUGCAGAACCGUGGCUACAGAGGUCCGUGGUGGCAUCAGGGGAGAAGCAGUUGCCGGUGGAGUACCGAAUCAGCAAAAGUGCCUGGCUGAAGGACACUGUCGAUCCCCUGCUGGUGACCCUUGACCAUCGCAUUGGUGCCCUCACAGGCCUUGAUGUCCAGCCUCCCUACGCAGAGUAUCUCCAGGUGGUGAAUUAUGGAAUUGGCGGUCACUAUGAGCCUCACUUUGACCAUGCUACGGUGCCAAGGAAAUUCAAUGAGGAAAAGAUACCCUUUCCAACAAAUGGUGCUGGGACAACUGGAUAUCUACUUGCAAAAUAACAACAACAACAACAACUUUAGACCCUUACCUCAUACCAUAUACAAAAAUUAACAAAGCACAAUCCAUAAAAGAAAAAUAAAAAUGAUAAAUUGGCCCUCAUCAAAAUUAAAAUCAUUUGCUUUUCAAAAACACCAUUAGGAAAUGAAAAGACAAGCCAUUAACUAGGAGAAAACAUUUACAAAUUCUGUAUCUGACAAAGGACUUGUAUCCAAAAUAUAUAAAUAACUUAUAAUUCAAUAAUAAGAUAAUUCAGGGGCACCUGGGUGGCUCAGUCGGUUAAGCGUCUGACUUUGGCUCAGGUCAUGAUCUCAGAGUCCUGAGAUUGAGCCCUGCUUUGUCGGGUUCCGUGCUCAGCAGGGAAUCUGCUUCUCCCUCUCACUCUGCCCCUACCCCCAUGCUCUCUCUCUGUCUCUCUCUCAAAUAAGUAAAUAAAUAAAUAAAAUCUUUAAAAAAAAUAAGACAAUUCAAUUUUUUCUUUUAUCUAUCUAUCUAUCUAUCUAUCUAUCUAAGUAGGCCCUAUGACCAGUGUGGGACUUAAACUCCCAAACCUGAAAUUAAGAGUUGCGUGCUUUAUCUACUGAGCCAGCCAGGCAUCCCAUAACUCAAUUUUUUAAAAAUGGGCUUAUUUGAAUUAAUAUUUUGAAUAAUGAAAUAAGAUAAAUGAAUGGCUAAUAAGCCCAUGAAAACAUACUCAAUGUCAUUAGGGAACUAGAAAUUAAAACCACAAUGAGACAGCACCAUAUUUCUAUUACGGUGGCUAAAAUUAAAAAAGACAGAUCAUAUCAAGUGUUGAUGGAGAUGUGGAGGAACUCGAACUUUCAUACAUUGCUGA